AUGCAGACAAUCAAGUGUGUCGUGGUGGGAGAUGGUGCUGUCGGAAAGACCUGCCUGCUCAUCAGCUACACCACCAAUGCUUUCCCCGGCGAGUACAUCCCGACGGUCUUUGACAACUACUCGGCAAAUGUGAUGGUGGACGGAAAGCCUUGCAGUCUAGGCCUGUGGGACACUGCCGGACAGGAAGACUACGAUCGUCUGCGCCCUCUUUCAUACCCUCAAACAGACGUCUUCUUGAUCUGCUUCUCACUCGUGUCGCCGCCCUCAUUCGAGAACGUCAGGACAAAGUGGUGGCCUGAGAUCUCGCACCACGCGCCUAACAUUCCUAUGAUCCUCGUCGGAACAAAGCUCGAUCUGCGCGAGGACCCCGAGACAGUCGGCAAGCUGCGGGAACGAAGGAUGCAGCCCAUCAUGUACGCGCAAGGAAACCAGAUGGCGAGGGAUAUUGGAGCCACAAGGUAUCUGGAAUGUUCAGCAUUGACACAGAAGGGAUUGAAGGGCGUAUUUGACGAGGCGAUUCGCUGCGUGAUGGCUCCUGCACCAGUGAAGUCUCGCAAGAAGAACAACUGUAUCAUCCUCUAG
Messenger RNA from Microstroma glucosiphilum, 582 nucleotides. RefSeq lists its product as hypothetical. Gene Ontology annotation, biological process: establishment or maintenance of cell polarity; regulation of actin cytoskeleton organization; small GTPase-mediated signal transduction. Gene Ontology annotation, molecular function: GTP binding; GTPase activity; protein kinase binding. The transcript is spliced from 6 exons. NCBI's taxonomy places the organism in Eukaryota, Fungi, Basidiomycota, Exobasidiomycetes, Microstromatales, Microstromataceae. Gene Ontology annotation, cellular component: cell projection; plasma membrane; cell cortex. The coding region runs from base 1 to 582 and encodes 193 amino acids. The record is from RefSeq and is a predicted model, not a curated record.